UACAAGAAAAGUAAGGGGGGAGGGACUAGAUGGGCGCUUGGCUGCCGAAGGGCGUUUAUCUUUGUUCAAAACGGAUGAAGGAAAUGGUUUUGUGAAAAGUUAGUCCCGAGAGAUUUUGUCCUCCUCAUGUCUUAUUCGAGACAUUCUUGCCUGCAACGGGACGCUCUCUUGGACCCAGAGCGCAUCCUGCAGAAAGAGGAGCGUUGAUUACUCUGCUCUGAUUGCUUUGUCCGCCUUUUCUGCCUCCGCGCUCUACAAUUUUGUCUGGCAGAAACAGAAAGCGGGCCAACCUCACUGGACGAGGGGGACUACACUUCCCAGAAGCAGCGCGCAUGCGUAGAAUCCUCCCCCUCCAGUUACUGGCUUCUGUGUCGGUCUUGGGACUCGCCGUCGGACCGUGAAGGGUUUCUCCCUUUCUAACCUCUUUUUGCGACGUCCAGCCUGGUGGAGACGUCCCGUGAACUCGAAAGCGCGCUGGCUUAUGUGCCAUUUGGCUGGUCCUCAUAACAACGCGGAUUUCAUUCUUGGGGUAUUUUUGACACCUUCAAAAGAGCCUCAAAACGAAGGAGGGAGGGAAAGAGGACGCGGGGGAGCCUGGCUGCUCGCGAAAGGCGUGGAAACGCAGUGGGUUUUCUUAAUGAAAAUGAGGGUGUCGUUUUUUAGAAACGACCUUUCUAGUAUAAUGCCAGUACUUAUUUCGACUAUUGCGCGAUCUCCAUCCCCAAAGCUCGGGCAGGGAAGCAAAGCAGCACAGGCUCGUCGAAACCUCGCAGUCACAGACCUUCCCCGACUUAGUUCAUCCAGAUGCCCACAAGCCAGGUCAAACUCUUCAGAAAGAUGCUCCCAGGCUGGGAAUUGGAUAUGGGGGGAAAGGAGUUACCUGGUGUUUUGAUCUUUGAAAUAGGAGGAGCAGCUGGUAUACUGGAGAGCCACGUGGAGUUCCUCAAGACACACUUUAAUCUCAUCACCAUGAAGGAAUUUCAGAAAAGCAAGGAAGAGUUGCAUGAAAAGAUCAAGUCUAUUUUUGUAUUUGAUGGCAGACCACUCAUUGACCGGCAGCUUCUUGAAAGCUUGCCAAACCUAAAGGUGGUUGGAAAUUCAGGAGUAGGAGUGAAUCAUUUGGAUUUGAAACUGAUUUCUAGCUUUGGAGCCAAAAUAACCAAUACUCCACAUGCUGUUUCUGAUUCCACAGCAGAUAUAGGCAUGGCCUUAAUGCUGGCAUCUGCCAGAAGACUAGUGGAAGGUUGUCAUAUUGCAAUGUCUCCACAGACCAAACAUUUUGCUGUUGAUUGGUUAGGAGUGGAAGUCACCCGGGCAACCCUUGGUAUCAUUGGGAUGGGCAGCAUUGGGUAUAAGGUGGCCAAAAGGGCAAAAGCUUUUGACAUGAACAUUCUGUAUCACAAUAGGAACCGCAGAAAAGAAGAAGAAGAACGGUUAGUUGGUGCUACUUAUUGUAAAAGCAUAGAAGAGCUGCUCCAGCAGUCAGACUUUGUGAUGCUGGUUGUGAGCUUGACAUCGGAGACGUACAAGCUCAUUGGUAAAAGGGAGCUAGAACUAAUGAAGCCCACAGCUAUUCUUAUCAACAUCUGCCGAGGUGCAGUAGUUGAUCAAGAUGCUUUGGGAGAAGCACUCCAAAAUGGGAUCAUUAAGGCGGCAGCUUUGGAUGUGACAGACCCUGAACCAUUGCCAAGAGACCAUCAGCUACUACAGUUGAAGAAUGUUAUUAUAACUCCGCACAUUGGAACUGCUACCGUUCAAGCCUUGCGUAUGAUGACAGAAGAAACAGUAGAAAAUACUCUGGCUGUUCUGAACGAUCUUCCUAUUCCAAGUGAAGUGAACCCCAACUGAACCCCAACUGAUUGUGAUAAAAAAAUAAAUAAUCAGUGGCCUAUUAUCAAAAGGACAUUACAAUAACAACCUGUUCCGAUCAUGGUUUCCCAUAAAGCUCCCGUUUUGUGGCUAUUUUCUGUACUUAUAUCAUUAUAACUUUUUAAUAAAGUUAUUUGCUUUGUGGCCUUUUAGCACAAA
Molecule: messenger RNA, 2028 nt
Organism: Eublepharis macularius
Lineage: Eukaryota; Metazoa; Chordata; Lepidosauria; Squamata; Eublepharidae
Product: probable 2-ketogluconate reductase
Exons: 6
Coding region: 805-1848 (347 amino acids)
Cellular component (GO): cytosol
Molecular function (GO): glyoxylate reductase (NADPH) activity; hydroxypyruvate reductase [NAD(P)H] activity; NAD binding
Source: RefSeq, a predicted model, not a curated record